Molecule: messenger RNA, 668 nt
Organism: Ceratina calcarata
Lineage: Eukaryota; Metazoa; Arthropoda; Insecta; Hymenoptera; Apidae
Product: IQ domain-containing protein K
Exons: 3
Coding region: 17-613 (198 amino acids)
Molecular function (GO): protein binding
Source: RefSeq, a predicted model, not a curated record
CGUUCCGCCGAAUCUUAUGUCAUCGCAAGAAAAUUUCGAAGCGUACAUUUGUGGAAUAGAUUCGAACGAAUUUACGGAGGAAUCGAGUUCGGUUCUAUGCCCGAUAUCCAGUCAAUCUUAUUGUCCCGAAUCUUGUGUAAAAGAAGAGCUAGAAAUUACGGAUGAUGAGGAUGAAUCGUUGCCUUCGAAUUACUUGAAUAAAAAUCUCUUUCGGUUGUUGAUACCCGCUUUAGAGGAAACGCUUAUCGAAGCAUCUAAAUGGAAAGCUCUUCGGGUGCAAAAGUGUCGUUUCAACGGUGUUGAUCACAUAGCGCAAAUACUAUGGAAUCAGAAUCCCCGUCGAUCAAAAGUAUAUUCGCCACCCCUAGAUUUUUUUGAAAUUCCAGUGUUUAAAGAAUAUUUGCGCCUACAUCCUCGACCAAAUUAUCCAAAGUCUUGGCUGUGGACCGACGAAGAAGCAGCUUUACAUAUACAAAGAUAUGUUCGCGGUUGGCUUGUACGGAAACAGGCGGAAGUGCAAGAAAUGAGACAAUUUUGGAAGGUAGAAAUUUCUAUUUACAAAACGUCAUAUCUACUGAUCUGCUCCAUUAUUGACUAUCAAUUACAUCUGUAGGAAAUCGCUGGUCGAGUCUUUGAAAAGGGAACCUGUAUCGUACAACCGCAAAGAG